Messenger RNA from Cheilinus undulatus (humphead wrasse), 2588 nucleotides. RefSeq names its product ethanolamine-phosphate cytidylyltransferase-like. Lineage: Eukaryota; Metazoa; Chordata; Actinopteri; Labriformes; Labridae. The record is from RefSeq and is a predicted model, not a curated record. Gene Ontology annotation, molecular function: ethanolamine-phosphate cytidylyltransferase activity. Gene Ontology annotation, biological process: phosphatidylethanolamine biosynthetic process. Gene Ontology annotation, cellular component: cytoplasm. The transcript has 13 exons. The coding region runs from base 141 to 1382 and encodes 413 amino acids.
CUGACACAGAAACCGGCUGUUCUGUCCUGAAAGGGGACACAUAACCGACACGGUCCGCUUACCAGCUCAUUUGCAGGGACUCAUUCCGUAGCUGUAGUUGCACUUUUUCUAAAGAACACACCACCAGCUUUAAAAAAAAAAUGAUAAAGAACGGGCAUCACCACCCCCAACUGAACGCAGCAGCAGCAGCCGGAAAAGACGCAGGGACGACCCCCAGUGCUGCAGCGUGCAGUCCCGAGAAGAGGAGGCGAAGGAUCCGGGUGUGGUGCGACGGCUGCUACGACAUGGUCCAUUACGGACACUCAAACCAGCUGCGGCAGGCCAAAGCCAUGGGAGAUUACCUCAUUGUCGGAGUCCACACAGACAGUGAGAUAGCGAAGCACAAGGGUCCGCCGGUUUUCACUCAGGCAGAAAGAUACAAGAUGGUGCGGGCCAUAAAGUGGGUGGAUGAGGUCGUGGAGGGAGCACCUUACGUCACCACCCUCGGGACCCUCGACAAGUACAACUGUGACUUCUGUGUGCAUGGAGAUGAUAUCACACUUACAGUGGAUGGGAAAGACACAUACGAAGAGGUGAAGAAGUCAGGGCGGUACAGGGAGUGUAAGAGAACACAGGGGGUGUCCACCACAGAUCUGGUUGGCAGGAUGCUUCUGAUGACCAAAGCACACCACAGCAACAUUGAUAGUUCAGACUAUCAGCAGCACACAGACAACUUUGGAAAGAAGGGUCACAGUCCAUGGACGGGGGUGUCUCAGUUCCUGCAGACGUCACAGAAGAUUAUCCAGUUUGCCUCAGGGCAGGAACCUCAACCUGGAGACACCAUAAUCUAUGUGGCAGGAGCCUUUGAUCUCUUCCAUAUCGGUCAUGUGGACUUCCUUGAAGCAGUACAUAAGCUAGCAGAAAAGCCAUACAUUAUAGUGGGGUUGCACUUUGAUCAGGAAGUGAAUCGCUACAAAGGAAAAAACUACCCUAUAAUGAACAUUCAUGAGAGAACGCUGAGCGUCCUGGCUUGUCGAUAUGUUUCAGAAGUGGUGAUUGGUGCACCGUUUGCAGUCACCAAAGACUUGCUGGAGCAUUUCAAGGUGGAUCUUGUAUGCCAUGGAAAGACAGAAAUAUAUCCUGACAAAGAUGGAUCGGACCCUUAUGCUGAGCCGAGGAGGAAGGGAAUCCUACGUACCGUUGAUUCUGGGAACAGCCUCACUACAGACGCCAUUGUGCAGAGGAUAAUUAAAAACAGGUUGCUAUUUGAAGCAAGGAACCAGAAGAAAGAGGCCAAAGAGAUCGCCGUGAUCCAGGCCAUGAAGCGCAAAGAGGAGGAAAAGACUAAAGAGAGACCCCAGGCUGUGCUGCAGAAAGGCCCCAAAACAAGCACCGUUAACUAACACAACUAAAAAUUAAGCUCUCGUGCAGUAAAAUCAACUCUUUUAUAAUGGUGACAGUCCUGGCUAAUGACAGCAGCCCUCACAGCAGUCCAUUUAUAGCCAGGGCAGCAUUUGCCUGCUGUGGGUAUCAGGUAUACAGUGUGUGUGGGUGUGUGUGAGGAUUAAACAUGCAUUCAUAUACCCUACAUAUGCAAAUAAAUGUUCAUAUAAGCCAACAAUCACACAUAGAGACAGCUAACUAUGGACUUAUGGACAGAAUAGUAGACAAAAUAGGAGCAAAGAAGAUAUCAGAUGUCUAUUUUAUGUCUUCAAGUAUUUUUUUAAUCCUUAAGAAUUUUAUUUUCUGCCUUCAAACUAAAUUUUUAAGUGUUAUCUCAUGGGAUUUGGACAUAUGAAGUGGAAGUGUUGGGACCUAGAUGUUGGCAAAGCACUGAUUUUUAAAACAAUGUAGUUUGAUUUGUCAUUUCUGUGGGGGUUUUGCUGCUUUCUGUACAGCACCUGGUGUUACCCCCUAACUAAACUACCUUUGUAUAUACUGUAUGUACUGUAUGUAUGUAUUAUAUAGUGUCUGCAAGAUGCUAAAACCACUGCAGAAUCAAGGACAGAUAAUUCCCUUGAUUCUCUGCAUCUAUCUCCGGUUGUCUGAGGUGUUGGACUCUCACUGGACCUCGUGUACAUAUCAGACCUCGCUCUUACCAGACUGCACUGAAAUCAUCAGAUUUUUUCUGUUUAUAUUGUUGAGCAGAUUUUUUUAAACUCACAUGGAAGAGACCUGCACGCCCGGCCUUUUCAAGUGCAAAUGCAUAGUUUAUAAGCUACACUCCAUAGAUUUAUGCUAACAUAGAAAACAUUGUAGAGUUUUAACAGACUGCUUUUAACCUUUAGUUUUAAGUAUGAAGAGAAUAAGCUCAAUGUCAUUGACAUGAUCAUGAAAAAGACCUCUUACUCAUGAAAUAGACCUCUUACUGUCAUCAAGCCCUGUACAAUUAACCUCUAUAUCAAAUGGGAUUAAAUAAUAUAUUUUUUGUAGAUGUAUAUUUUACUCACCUCCUCUGCAUUAACUACUGUAUAGAUGAUUUCAUAUGGUUAAAAGCAUAAUAAGAAUAAUAUGUCUGUAUGUAAAGUUGGAAUGUAUUCAUUGUAGGCUAUAAUCAAUGUUGUUGACAACUCUCAGUUGUAGAAAAUGACUGGACUACGGCACACUAU